Messenger RNA from Pochonia chlamydosporia 170, 192 nucleotides. RefSeq lists its product as hypothetical. The transcript has a single exon. The record is from RefSeq and is a predicted model, not a curated record. The coding region runs from base 1 to 192 and encodes 63 amino acids. Lineage: Eukaryota; Fungi; Ascomycota; Sordariomycetes; Hypocreales; Clavicipitaceae.
AUGAAGUCUGGAGGGUUGAUGAAGCAGCAUGUGGGCAUUGAGAUGCCCGUCUGGCAGGCGAGCACCACCAGACGUCAUUUUGCUGGCAGAGUCAGAUUGACCAAGGAUCCUAUGGUGUGGAUUGAAACAGCUGGGUACACUCUCCCGCUUUGGUCUAAUUAUGAAAUUGCAAAACCUGCUCACCGAGAAUAG